Molecule: messenger RNA, 1188 nt
Organism: Giardia duodenalis
Lineage: Eukaryota; Fornicata; Diplomonadida; Hexamitidae
Product: Acid phosphatase
Exons: 1
Coding region: 1-1188 (395 amino acids)
Biological process (GO): dephosphorylation
Molecular function (GO): phosphatase activity
Source: RefSeq, a predicted model, not a curated record
AUGCUCCUCCUACUUUGCUUCUCCCUCUGCGUCGCCACUGUAUUUUCUGACGAAAAGGCUCGUUUGCUAAAGGUGUUCAUUUAUACCCGCCACGGGGCUCGAUCCCCAUACACUGCCUUUCCACGAGACAAUGUAUCAUGGUACUGCGACGAAAUCACGGCGGAUUCGGUUGCCUAUGCUUCUGAAGGGAUAAUGCAAGAGAUCGGGAAGGGUUUUCUGCAUUUAUACGACAAGUCAAACGUCCUUCCUGGAACCUGCUACCAAGGCCAACUAACAAGCGUUGGCUUAGCCGAACAAUACCUGCUUGGAACUAAAUAUCGGUAUAAGUACAUCCAUGCGCUCCGCUUUGCACCAAAAGAGUUCGAUCCUAGCUUUUUCCGUUUGCGCUCCACAGACAUUACCCGGACCAGGCAGUCUUUAGCAUCUCAGCUGCUAGGCUGGUAUGGGGACUCUAUUUCUCACAAGCAUCUUCACCCAGUAAUUAACAUUCAAGAAAAAGACACCGAUCCUCUCGCAGAUCAAAGCUGGUGCAUCGCCUUCUCAUCAGUUAAGAAACGCCUCCAGGUUACCAAUUUAGACCUUAUCGCCGUCCACAGUGAUCGGCUUCAUGAGCUGCAAAACAUACUUGGAUAUGGAGGAGACGAGGGAGAUGACGAGUACGACUUGUGGUAUACCAUUUGGGAUAACUUGAUAACCAGAACAUGGCUUGGGAUGUCUUUGCCUCAGAACGUCACAUAUGCAGAUGUCGUCACCGGGAACAAUGUUGCAGAUAUUUUCACUGCACUCCUUUACUGCAAUAAGGACCCCAGCGUCUCCAUGUUUAUGAAGCGGGCUAGAAUAGGUCCUUACAUUGCAGAAUUGAUGGGCUUACUCACCGCGGAAGACGGCCCUAGAGCUGAGAAGAUUCACAUCACUGCUUGCCAUGACACAACCAUCAUGCCUCUCAUGGCCACCUUUGCAGAGUCCAACUGGGACUGCAACUGGCCUCCUUAUGCAUCUCAUAUUGAGCUAGAGAUUUGGGAGCACGGGUCCGAAAAGUAUGUGAGGCUCUACUAUAUGGGCAAACGUGUUUUACCUGCUGGAUGCACUGAUAGUCGCAUAUGUCUUCUUGACGACUUCAUUAGUAAGAUUCGCGAGGUGUCCGUGCCAUAUGAGGAUUGGAAUAGCAUUUGUACGGUCGAGAAGUGA